CCGGUAAUUGGCCCGAGGUUGAAACUUCAACUCCUACUACCAUAAUCCUCGCACCAUAAAUACUCCAAUUCCUUCUCCUUUCAAAUUCAGGUUAAGCUUAUCAUUUGCAAAACCACCAAGUCUUUGAGUUCACAAAACAGACACAAGUCCAACAAAGUCAGAGAGAAACUAACAAUGGCAGCUACAAACCAAGAUGAGCAACAAACAACUACUCAAGCUUUGAGACAUCAAGAAGUUGGCCACAAAAGUCUUCUACAAAGUGAUGAACUUUACCAGUAUAUUCUUGAAACUAGUGUUUACCCAAGGGAACCUGAAUCCAUGAAAGAGCUUAGAGAAAUCACAGCUAACCAUCCAUGGAAUAUUAUGACCACAUCUGCUGAUGAAGGACAAUUUUUGAACAUGCUUCUUAAACUCAUCAAUGCCAAGAACACCAUGGAAAUUGGUGUUUACACUGGUUACUCUCUUCUCGCUACCGCUCUUGCUCUUCCUGAGGAUGGAAAGAUAUUGGCAAUGGACAUCAACAAAGAGAACUAUGAAUUGGGUCUUCCAGUAAUUCAAAAGGCUGGAGUUGCCCACAAGAUUGAAUUCAGAGAAGGUCCUGCUAUGCCUGUUCUUGAUCAAAUGGUCGAAGACGAGAAGUUCCACGGAUCAUAUGAUUUCAUCUUCGUUGACGCCGAUAAAGACAACUACAUUAACUACCACAAGAGAUUAAUCGACUUGGUGAAAAUCGGUGGAGUAAUCGGUUAUGACAACACCCUAUGGAACGGAUCAGUUGUUGCACCAGCUGAUGCUCCUAUGCGCAAAUAUGUCCGAUACUACAGAGACUUUGUUAUUGAGCUUAACAAGGCUCUUGCAGCUGAUCCUAGAAUUGAGAUUUGCCAACUUCCUGUUGGUGAUGGAAUCACUCUUUGUCGCCGUGUCAGUUAAUUCCACUCAAGUCGCUUCAUCAUUCGUUCCCCCACCACCACCCACUCCAACAGUACAACCAACAACCCACCUACUUUUUAUUCGGGUUGACCCGCUUUUCUAAAUUGAAACUUUUUUUUAAAUGAAAAAUAUCUUCUUUUUACUUCAGUUGUGAUCAAUUAUGGAGAAAUGUAUCAUGGGAUGCUUGGAUAAACCAAUCCAAUUCCCCACCUGUUUUUCUUUCGAAGUCAUCCUUUUUUUUCCUAUGUGCACUAUUUGAUUGUAAUAAAUAUAUUAAUAUGAAAUGGGAAAUUUUUACUUAAUCAACACAA
Papaver somniferum (opium poppy) is the source of this 1238-nucleotide messenger RNA. RefSeq names its product caffeoyl-CoA O-methyltransferase-like. Lineage: Eukaryota; Viridiplantae; Streptophyta; Magnoliopsida; Ranunculales; Papaveraceae. Gene Ontology annotation, molecular function: O-methyltransferase activity; S-adenosylmethionine-dependent methyltransferase activity. Bases 175 to 927 code for a protein of 250 amino acids. The transcript has 4 exons. The record is from RefSeq and is a predicted model, not a curated record.